UGGCUCGAGGUUCAAGCGUCAUUAGACGGGGGGGGAUCUCGCGGGUCUGAGCCACUUUAGCGAAGCAGGGCAGCAAUGCCAGCAAAUUCCGAGAAGGAGCAUCUGUCCAUUGUGAUCUGCGGCCAUGUCGACAGUGGCAAGAGCACCACCACCGGCCGCCUGAUCUUCGAGCUGGGCGGACUGCCCGAGCGUGAGCUCGAGAAGCUGAAGGCGGAGGCCGAGCGCCUGGGCAAGGGCUCCUUCGCCUUCGCGUUCUACAUGGACCGCCAGAAGGAGGAGCGCGAGCGCGGCGUGACCAUCGCUUGCACCACCAAGGAGUUCUACACCGAGAAGUGGCACUACACUGUCAUUGAUGCCCCAGGCCAUCGCGAUUUCAUCAAGAACAUGAUCACUGGCGCUUCCCAGGCGGAUGUUGCGCUUAUCAUGGUCCCGGCCGACGGUAAUUUCACGACCGCCAUCGCCAAGGGCAACCACAAGGCUGGCGAAAUCCAGGGGCAGACUCGCCAGCACUCUCGCUUGAUCAACUUGCUGGGCGUGAAGCAGAUCUGCAUUGGCGUCAACAAAAUGGACUGUGACACCGCUGGAUACAAGCAGUCCCGCUACGACGAGAUCGCAAACGAGAUGAAGAGCAUGCUGGUCAAGGUUGGCUGGAAGAAGGACUUCGUCGAGAAGGGGACGCCGGUGAUGCCCAUCUCUGGCUGGAUGGGCGACAACCUUCUGAAAAAGUCUGACAACAUGGGCUGGUGGAAGGGCUGCGAUGUCGAGUACGGCAAGGAGACCAUCCACGUGGACACCGUCUACGAUGUGCUUGACGUGAUGUGCCGCGUGCCGGAGCGGCCCACCAGCGCGCCAAUGCGCAUGCCGAUCUCUGGCAUCUACAAGAUCAAGGGUGUCGGCGAUGUGCUCGCUGGGCGCGUGGAGCAGGGCGUGGUGAAGCCGGGCGAGGAGGUCGUGUUCCUGCCCACGCACACCGCUUCGAACCCGUGCACUGGCAAGGUGUUCACCGUGGAGAUGCACCACCAGCGCGUCGACUUCGCCAAUCCCGGGGACAACGUUGGCCUCAACAUCAAGGGGCUCGACAAGAAUAACAUGCCCCGCUCGGGCGACGUGAUGGUCUACAAGAAGGACACAACCCUGGGUCAGACGAAGGAGUUCGACGCGCAGAUCCAGGUGCUCGACAUCCCCAACGAGAUCAAGGUCGGCUACUCCCCGAUCGGCUUCGUGCGCUGCGGGCGCGCGGCAUGCCGCAUCAGCAAGCUGAAGUGGAAGAUGGGCAAGGAGACGGGUGGCAAGAAGAUGGAGGAUCCCCACUCCCUCAAGUCCAACGAGAUGGCUCAGUGCAGCUUCCAGCCGCAGCAGCCGCUGGUGUGCGACACCUUCAAGAACUGCGAGGGCCUGUCGCGCGUGGCGUUCAUGGAUGGCAACGGCGUUGUGAUGCUUGGCAAGGUCAUCUCGUGCGAGCGCAAGGAGGAGGGCGGCGCUGGCGGCAAGAAGAAGUAAGUCGUGUGAGAGGUCCCGCAGUCGACGCGACGAGCUUCUGACCACGCACACGUCUUUCCAGCGUCCUGUGAGAGAACGCGCGCCCACCUUGGCUACGGGAUUGGGGAAAGAAGCGUUUCCUGCUUACGUGCAUAUCGAAGACGCCUCUGGCGAACCACCGCCGCCCCAAGUUUUUGUUUGCCAAGUUCUUGGCUCGUGUGUUCCCUGA
Messenger RNA from Prorocentrum cordatum, 1708 nucleotides. NCBI's taxonomy places the organism in Eukaryota, Dinophyceae, Prorocentrales, Prorocentraceae. The record is from the annotation of a GenBank genome assembly.